Messenger RNA from Porites evermanni, 2682 nucleotides. The record is from the annotation of a GenBank genome assembly. Lineage: Eukaryota; Metazoa; Cnidaria; Anthozoa; Scleractinia; Poritidae.
AUGAACGAAGCCUUUAAAGAAAACAGUAAAGAUAUCGAAUUUGACGAGAGGGGCGAAACUUCUAACGAAGACAAAUUAGGAGACAUAGAAGGCGAAAUUGAAGACGCUUCAAACGAAGAAAGUAAAAUUGACAUAGCCCAGGGCAUAGAAAAGACUUCUUUUGAAGACAGUGAAGUUAUGGCAAACGAGAUGGACGGAAAGUUUGACGAAGAUGGCAGAUACAUCAUAAAUGAUAGAAGGGACGAAAGUUUUAACGAAGACAACGAUGGUAGGGCAGAGUAUAAGAUGGACGAACGUUCUGAAGAAGAUUCGAUACCUGAAGAAUAUAUCGAAUAUAUCACAAUUAAUGAUGGCAUGGAAGAAACUAUUAACGAACAUAAACAUGGCGCCAUAGACGAAGAUCUCGAAGAUGGGUACGCGCAAGGUAAUGUAGUUUUUUAACCUCAUGAAAGAGAAUAUGAAAAUAGUUUUAGCUACACCUCGUUGCUUCUACAAAACUAAAAGUUUCACAAGAACUGAAAAAUUUAGAUCGAAGCGGUUUUGAGACUGACAUGUAACUAAAUUGCAAUUCAACAAUUUCUAAAGGGGUCACAAAACUCGUUUCUAAGUUAUAAGUAACAUAAGAUAAAUAAGUUAAAUUAAGGGUGCUUUGACAGACUAUACAGUGGCUAUGGUAAAUGUUACACAACAAAAGUUAUUGGACGUAUUUUGGUGUCAUCCGACCAUAAUUAUCCUUUUUAUAUCAGUAAUAUCAUGCACUCGUCCUGACAAUUUUACACAUUGUUUUAACUUUGAUUAGAAUUUACCGUGGAGGAAGAAGAAAAUUUCCCUUAUACGUUUGAAAAUCAAAAAGACACAGUGCGCCAUUGUGGUUUUGGGAUCUACUACAACUCUUCUCACCAAGGGUGUUGUGGUAACAAGCAUCGAUACAACUUACGAACUCAGCAAUGUUGCAAUGGAACCGUGGUUAGCCUUUUCUACCUAAAGUGCUGCAAUGACGGGAGCGUUGCCUCGAGGAAUUCUUCAUGUAGCCUGCCAACCAGGUGCGGGAUUGUAAGAUACAACAUCUCAUAUCAAGGGUGCUGUACUGGGACAUCUCGCAAUUACGUGUAUGACCUAAGCACCCAAAAGUGUUGUUAUGGUCGUGUCUACCCUAAUAGUAUUCCAUGUCUACCAAUAUGUGGUUACGGGUUCUAUAACGCAUCGCAUCAGGGGUGUUGUGAUCGCAGAUAUGUGUAUUACCUGAGUAACGAGAAGUGCUGUUAUGGUCUUGUAAUUCCCAAAAACGAGUCCUGUGUGCAUUCCUAUAACUGUGGUAAUAUCAGGAACUACGAUCCAACGAUCUACGGAUGUUGCGGUGGCGACUACUUGUACUUUUUGAAGUAUAGGAAAUGCUGUUAUGGUCAUGUCAUUUCCAAAAACGACUCUUGUCUACCCUCCCGCGGAUGUGGUUACUCAAGUUACAACCCCGCGACCCAUGGUUGCUGCCAAGGAAAAUUGCCGUACUCUUUGAAAUAUCAGAAGUGCUGUUAUAGCCGUGUUAUUUCCAAGAACGCUCCUUGUAUCCCAAGGUGCGGUCACAAGAACUACAAUGCAUCUUUCCAAGGGUGUUGCGCUGGCAAAUACAUCUACUACCUGAAUACUCAUAAGUGCUGUUAUGGUCUUGUGAUUGCUCAAAACGAUUCCUGUGUGCCUUUCCCUAAAUGUGGCUACUUGAGCUACAACCCAGCGACGCAUGGAUGCUGCAAUGGAAGAUAUCGGUUCUCCUUAAAGUAUUAUCAGUGCUGCUAUGGUCGUCUCAUUCCAAACAAUGCCUAUUGUGUACCGUACCGCAAAUGCGGCUUCGUAAGCUACAACCCAACCAUCUACAGAUGUUGCCGAGGCCAAUACCUGUACUUUCUGAGGUACAGCAGGUGUUGUUAUGGUCAUGUUAUUCCCAGAAGCCACUCUUGUGUACCUUUCCGCAAAUGCGGUGAUUCAAGUUACAACCCCAAAACCCAUGGGUGUUGCAAAGAUCGUUCCGUGUACUCUUUGAAAUAUCAACAGUGUUGUUAUGGUCGUGUAAUCCCAAAAUUCUACGCAUGCACGAGUUACAUGUGUGGACUGUACCCCUACAACUCACGAACAGAAGGUUGCUGUAGUGGCAGGCAGAGGUACAAAAAAAGGAUCAAGAGGUGCUGUGAUGGUCGCGUGAUCUCCAAGAAAUCCACAUGCCUACCCAAAUGUGGUAAAGUCAACUAUGAUCCACGAAAACAAGGUUGCUGUAAUGGCAAGUACAAGUACAGCAAAACGUUCCAGAAGUGCUGUAAUGGUCGUGUGAUCUUCAGGAUAUCCACAUGCUUACCCAAAUGUGGCAAAGUCACCUACGAUCCACGAAAACAAGGUUGCUGUAAUGGCAAGUACAAGUACAGCAAAAGGUUCCAGAAGUGCUGUAAUGGUCGUGUGAUCUUCAGGAUAUCCACAUGCUUAACCAAAUGUGGUAAAGUCACCUACGAUCCACGAAAACAAGGUUGCUGUAAUGGCAAGUAUAAGUACAGCAAAAGGUUUAAGAAGUGUUGCUACGGUCGUGUAAUUUCCAAGAAAUCCACUUGCCUAUUAUACCCAAAUGUGGCAAAGUCUCCUACAAUCCGCGAAUACAAGGUAGCUGUAAUGGCAAGCAAAGAUACAACAAAAGGUUCAUAA